AUGGCUGGAGCAACCACGAUUUCUCCAGCCUCGGAUCCGGUCCAGAUUCAAGCCCCUGCGAAGCUCAAGGGACGCAAAAGGAUACUCCAGAGCUUGCACCGGAUCUCUUCCUCUCCGUCAUUGGCGAAGAUGGGAAGAACACCCUCUUCAGGGUAUAGAGGUGGAGGUCGAGGCUCAAUUUCAUGCGUUUCUCUUUCCUCUUCAGUCUCGUACUGUCAUUCGUACGGCAAUUCUUAUUCCUCUCAGUCCUCUGGUGGAUUCUCUACCGCUCCCACCUCCGUCGUCAGCACACCCGGUCAAGACAGUCCCUUUUUGGACCCAAAAGCCCGCAUUCGAUUCAUAGGUCUUGACGCAGGUCAAAACGGACCUGCUAGUGUUCCCGUCCCGGCCGAAUUACGACCCACAUCUUCUCGAGGUGGCCCAUUGCCUGCUACACCAGAGCUCUCGGAAGUGGUGGAUGAUUAUUUUUCAAGACCACUCUCUCAGACAGCAAAGUCUCACAGGCGGCCGAGGCGAGCGUUUUGGGCCGAUUUGCCCGACGAGAUCAAGAUGCAUGUUCUUGGAUACUUGAAGCCCAAGGAACUUGUCGGCUGCUCGAGCGUCUCCAAAGCGUGGCACAAGAUGUGCUUUGACGGACAGCUCUGGCCAAGCUUGGAUACAACGGAAUUCUAUCGGGACAUUCCUGGCGAGUCCUUGGCAAAGAUUAUCACGGCAGCUGGCCCGUUUGUGCGCGACCUCAACCUCCGCGGCUGCGUUCAGCUGCGUGAAAGGAUUGGUACUGAGGCCAUGUCGGAGGCUUGCCAGAAUAUUAUCAAUCUUUCGAUCGAGGGAUGUCGUCUGGACCGGUCGGAGAUUCACAGCUUCCUUGUCCGCAAUUCAAAGCUCGCCUAUCUCAAUGUCUCGGGAUUGGCCGUGGUAACCAAUUCUACGAUGAAGGUUCUCGCGCAGUCAUGCCCACGUCUGGAGCAUCUAAACGUGUCCUGGUGCAACAAUGUUGAUACCCGCGGCUUGAGAAGGAUCGUGGAAUCUUGUUCGCAAUUGAAGGACCUCCGCGCGGGCGAAGUUCGCGGCUUCGGCGACCAUGAAUUUAUGCUUGAGCUUUUCCAGAAAAAUAAUUUGGAACGGUUGGUAUUAAAUCACUGCGAUAGUAUCACCGAUGAGUCUCUGCAGAUUCUCCUGGAAGGAGUAGACGCGGAGAUUGAUCCGCUCACGUCAAGAGCAAUUGUUCCUCCGCGAAAGCUUAAGCAUCUGGAUCUAACUCGAUGCCGUGGCCUAACGGACGAUGGCAUCAAGGCACUGGCAGGAAAUGUCCCUCACUUGGAAGGUCUCCAAUUGUCUAAAUGCUCAGUGCUAACCGACGCUGCACUGUCAGAACUCUUGGCUUCGCUCCCAAGACUCACCCAUCUUGACCUGGAAGAACUGGAGGAAUUGACCAAUAGCACCUUGCAAAUACUAGCUCGUUCUCCCUGUACGAGUACCCUUGAGCACCUAUGCAUCAGCUACUGCGAGAAUCUCGGAGACGUCGGCAUGCUGCCCGUUAUGAAAAAUUGCACUCGCCUGCGCAAUGUGGAAAUGGACAACACACGUGUCUCCGACCUCGUGCUUGCCGAAGCUGCUGGUAUCAUUCGUCAGCGUAACAAAGCUCUCCAUACAGCCACCCAGAGACGGCCCGUUGUCGGGCUUCGCAUGGUAGUGUAUGACUGCCAAAACGUGACCUGGACCGGCAUUCGCGAGGUGCUCUCUCGCAAUGCUGAGAUUACACGCCCUGGAGCCAACUCCAAAUCGCCAUGCUACCCAACCGAAGUCAUUCAGCUCAAAUGCUUUUACGGUUGGCAAAUGACUGUCGAUGAGCACAUGAAGCGGGUGCUCAGGGGAGAUCUUGCCUCUGCUAGUCGACUGGAGCGCAAAUGGGCAGAAUAUAUGAUUGCCAACGAGGAAGCUGGUGUUGGCGGAGCUGGCAGCCGUCGGAGGAGACGACGUGCGAGAGAAGCAGCUCUUCUUCACGCUGACGAAGAAGAAGGCGGCAUGGGACUUGCCGGAAUUGGCCGCAGAAGGCGUGCCCGAAGUGGCGGUUGUACCAUUAUGUAA
Messenger RNA from Xylona heveae TC161, 2088 nucleotides. Its product is annotated as RNI-like protein. Gene Ontology annotation, cellular component: SCF ubiquitin ligase complex. Gene Ontology annotation, biological process: SCF-dependent proteasomal ubiquitin-dependent protein catabolic process. Gene Ontology annotation, molecular function: protein binding. The record is from RefSeq and is a predicted model, not a curated record. NCBI's taxonomy places the organism in Eukaryota, Fungi, Ascomycota, Xylonomycetes, Xylonales, Xylonaceae. The coding region runs from base 1 to 2088 and encodes 695 amino acids. The transcript has a single exon.